Messenger RNA from Macrosteles quadrilineatus (aster leafhopper), 1299 nucleotides. RefSeq names its product SKI8 subunit of superkiller complex protein. The record is from RefSeq and is a predicted model, not a curated record. NCBI's taxonomy places the organism in Eukaryota, Metazoa, Arthropoda, Insecta, Hemiptera, Cicadellidae. Gene Ontology annotation, cellular component: Cdc73/Paf1 complex. The coding region runs from base 92 to 1069 and encodes 325 amino acids. Gene Ontology annotation, molecular function: protein binding. The transcript is spliced from 7 exons.
CGACGAAAGUCGAGCAGUCGACUUCGACUAGUCGAUACGUCUAACCGAUUAUCCGUAUCGUACCGGCAAGCGAAAGGGGACUCUUUGAAGAAUGUAUUCCUUACUUACGAGGAAGGAAGCUGCUCAUGAAGAGAGUAUUUGGAGUGUGGCUUGGGGUCGGAUGAAAAAGAAGAGACCUGAAAAUGAAGAUGGAAAUGAAAGCGAAGAAGUAAUGAAUGGUGACGAUAUAAGUGAUGAAGUCAUCGACUAUAUUGUGUCUGGUGGAGCCGAUGAUUUGGUAAAGACGUGGACAAUCAAAGAUGACAGCUUCAAGGAGAAACAUCAGCUGGAAGGUCACUCACUGGGCGUGGUGUCUGUGGCUGUAAACUCAGAUUCCACACUGAUUGCGUCUAGUUCGCUAGACUCGUCGCUGCGGCUGUGGAACGCUAGUACAGGACACAAGAUGGCCAUGAUGGAGACAGGCCCAGCUGACGUGUGGACAGUUUGCUUCUCCCCGGAUGACAAGUUCAUCAUCUCAGGCAGUCACGCAGGCAAGAUACACAUGUACAGUGUGGAGACAAACAAACAGGAGCGGACUCUGGACACAAGGGGGAAGUUUACGCUGAGUAUUGCCUAUAGUCCAGAUGGGAAGUACAUAGCAUCAGGAGCCAUUGACGGGAUCAUUAACAUCUUCGAUGUAGCGUCAGGCAAGCUGGUUCACACAUUGGAAGGUCACGCAAUGCCUAUCAGGUCUCUCACAUUCUCUCCCGACUCUCAACUGCUGCUGACGGCCUCUGACGAUGGUCAUAUGAAGCUUUACGAUGUACAACACGCUGAUGUGGCAGGUACGUUGUCUGGCCACGCCUCAUGGGUGCUCAGUGUCGCAUUCUCACCAGAUAACAAGUCGUUUGUCUCGGGCAGUGCUGACCACUCUGUCAAGGUUUGGGAGUUGGCGUCUCGCCGAUGUGUCCACACCUUUAGUGACCACACUGAUCAGGUGUGGGGCGUCAGGUUCAAUCCAGACUCUAACAGAAUUGUAUCUGUGUCAGAAGAUAGAAAUAUAAACAUUUACGGCUGUCCUCCGCCAUAACUUUGGCUAUUUGGCUCAUUUUUAAAACCCUUAAAAUUUUUAUUUAUUUGUUACCAAGAUAGUAUUGUUGCUAAAGGGGUAAAACAAGCACACCCUUUAAAAAAAAUCAGCUUAAUCUUUUUCAGAAACAUGAUUGCAUAUGCUACUUGGUAUUUGUACAUUUAUAUAUUUUUAAUAUUUUUAUUGUAUUCUAUCAUCUUAAGAAUGUAAAUAAAUAUUUUGACAAAGAA